GUGGGCGGGGCCAGCCGCGUCAUGACGAUGAUCCCGCGCUUCCAUUGGCUCGUGUCACCCGUGACGUCACGAUCAUGAUUAGAAUUGAUGAUCGGACGUUUUGAUUUCAUUGUCUAGCGAGCGGAUUGGUAAUGAAAUCUGUGAAUUCGAGGGGUUCGUUGAUUUCUCUACAAAAGAUCUGAGGGGUCUGUCCUGGAGCGAGCGGGCCGUGUGUGUUUCUAUCAUCCUCCCAAACACAGCGUAUAAGUGUCACGAUGGCUGGACGCUGUUGUGAAUAGACCUGUGUGCGUCUCUGCUGUAUGUUGAGAUUAAUUGCAGCUCAGCCUGAUUCCUGGGGUCUCUCAGCACAUCCAUCAGAGGGAUGGAAAAAUGGCUGGAAAAGAGGAGCAUUCACACUGUUCUCCUGUCUUGCAGAUGAACCUGCGGUCUGUAUUCAGCGCCGAGCAGCAGCGGAUCCUGGAGCGCUAUUAUGAGUGCGGCAUGAUCAAUCAGAGCAAGAGCUGCUUCCAGCUCAUCCUGCAGUGUGCGCAAGAGACCAAACUCGACUUCAGCGUGGUUAGAACAUGGGUAGGAAACAAGCGUCGGAAGCUGGCAUCCAAGGCGGAUCAGAACGGAGCCGGCGCUCAAGCGCUGUCCCAUCAGCAUGUUUCGUGCGGAUCAGCCGGGGUGCUCAUCGCCGGCUCGGUGCUGUCGACUGAGAUAGCGGCCAUGCGGAGCAUUCAGCGCGGCCCUCCGGUGACCCACCUCCUCCCUCCGCAGGCCUCGUCCUCCUCUUCCUCCUCCUCAUCUUCCUCCCCGCUCAGCGACGUGAUUCUGACGGGCAUUUACGCCAACUGCUUCGAUGCUACCGUUCACAACAGGACAGUGACGAAAUCACUGCCCUCGCACGCAGAAAUGGAGCCGCCCGCCGUGCAGCAGAAAUCCCCCAUCAUCCCCGGCGGCUCCAGCGCGCUCAAGUGCAGCCAGACGCUCAAACCCUUCCCCUCCAGAGACGUCAUCGCCCCCAGCUGGGCCCCGCAGAGCCGAGCCGAGCAGCAUGCGUCAUGGCCUCAGAAAACCGCCGCGGCGCACCGCGCUCCUGCAGGUGCCGGCGCUCAGAUUAAGCAUGUCUUCACUCGGGCCGGAUUAGAGCGGCCUCCAGACGCGGCGAGGAAGACGAGGCCGGUCGAGGCGUCCGAGGUCUUCUCGAUCGCGAUGGAGACGGCCGACGCUGAGGACGAGUACUCCAGAGAAGAGGAGCUGGCCAACAUGGCAGCGCAGAUGCAGUGUGGGAAAGCUUCCUCUUCGUUGACUGUAAGCCCGGGGCUCAACCCCUCUAACUCUGCUCUCUUUGGAGAGAAGGGAUGUCAAACCAGCAGCUCCUUACUGAGCAGAACAUCGUCCCCCGGCAGCUUGCCGCUGAAACUGCUCUCGCAGACGUCUGCCACAAUCCCCUGCCUCAAGGUAACGAGUGACAUGUCGGCUCCCUGGCUUCACAGUAACUCGAGGAAAAGAACGGACAGGACGCAGUUCAGCGACAGAGACGUGUACACGCUGAAGCGCUACUGGGAUAAAGGCAUGACCAGCCUGGGCUCUCUGUGCAAAGAGAAGAUCUCAGCGGCAGCCUGCGAGCUCAGUGUGGACACAGAAAUCAUCAAGACGUGGAUUGGUAACCGCAGAAGGAAGUACCGUUUGAUGGGCAUUGAAAUUCCUCCGCCUAAAGGAGGGCCGGCCAUGUUCCCAAAUCAUUCCCCUCACAUCCUUGAAGACGAGCGUCAGACUCCAGAGCUAGGAGAGGCCAGCGAACACAACGACCUCAUGUCACUCUGUUUGUCUGACGAUGGAGCCAGUGAUUUAUAUUUGAAAGAAAAUGAUGAUGUAAAUGAUGAAUCAGAUGGUUCCACCCCUGCUAAACAUGUGAAGAUUGAAAUCGUUGACGAAGAAGAAGAUGAUGAUGAUGGUGACAUGUUGACCACUGAGAUGGAACAGAUGCAAAACCUCUUAGAGUUCAGGGUAAGCAGAGAGUCAAGAGCUGCAUAA
Messenger RNA from Sinocyclocheilus grahami, 2019 nucleotides. RefSeq names its product highly divergent homeobox (gene hdx). The transcript has 9 exons. Lineage: Eukaryota; Metazoa; Chordata; Actinopteri; Cypriniformes; Cyprinidae. The record is from RefSeq and is a predicted model, not a curated record. Gene Ontology annotation, molecular function: DNA-binding transcription factor activity, RNA polymerase II-specific; RNA polymerase II cis-regulatory region sequence-specific DNA binding. The coding region runs from base 370 to 2019 and encodes 549 amino acids. Gene Ontology annotation, biological process: regulation of transcription by RNA polymerase II.